AUGGCUGCAAAGCGCAAGGCAUCUGCCAUGGCCGCGACGGUGGACGACGAGCCUGUCGAUCCAUCCGACGAGCUCGCCUUCUACUGUUUAGGAGGAGGCAAUGAAGUUGGACGCUCGUGUCACAUCAUCCAGUACAAAGGCAAGACUGUCAUGCUGGACGCCGGUAUGCAUCCUGCCAAAGAUGGCUUCGCCGCUCUACCUUUCUUCGACGAAUUCGACUUGAGCACUGUGGACAUACUUCUACUCAGCCAUUUUCACGUCGACCAUUCAUCCGCACUUCCCUAUGUCUUGAGCAAAACCAAUUUCAAAGGCCGCGUCUUGACAACGCAUGCAACGAAAGCUAUCUAUAAAUGGCUAAUACAAGAUAAUGUCCGUGUCAGCAAUACCUCGUCCUCGUCGGACCAAAGAACGACCCUAUACACGGAACAUGACCAUCUCUCUACACUCCCACUCAUUGAAACGAUUGACUUCUACACAACACAUACAAUCAACAGUAUCCGUGUCACACCGUACCCUGCUGGGCAUGUCCUCGGGGCAGCCAUGUUCCUCGUUUCCAUUGCGGGACUCAAUAUUCUUUUUACGGGUGAUUACUCACGCGAAGAAGAUAGACAUCUGAUCCCCGCAGAAGUUCCAAGGGGAAUCAAGAUCGAUGUUCUCAUCACGGAAUCUACUUUUGGCAUCUCUUCAAAUCCGCCUCGUUUGGAGCGAGAAGCAGCUCUCAUGAAGUCAGUUACCGGGGUUCUCAAUCGCGGCGGCAGAGUCCUAAUGCCCGUAUUCGCUCUGGGUCGAGCUCAGGAACUUCUUUUAAUUCUAGAAGAGUAUUGGGAGCGGCAUCCUGAGUUGCAAAAGAUUCCCAUCUAUUACAUAGGAAAUAUGGCCCGUCGCUGUAUGGUUGUGUACCAAACCUAUAUUGGAGCCAUGAAUGAUAAUAUUAAGCGCCUUUUCCGUCAGCGAAUGGCCGAAGCAGAGGCCAGUGGGAACAAGAACGUUGGGGCAGGACCCUGGGAUUUUCGGUUUGUACGAAGCUUGAGGAGUCUUGAGCGCUUUGACGAUGUCGGCGGCUGUGUCAUGCUUGCCUCGCCUGGUAUGCUCCAGACUGGCACUAGCAGGGAGCUUCUCGAACGGUGGGCACCAAGUGAACGAAACGGAGUAGUCAUGACGGGCUACAGUGUCGAGGGAACUAUGGCCAAACAGCUACUCAACGAACCAGAGCAGAUUCCUGCCACUAUGUCAAAGGUUUCUACAGGCCCUGGCAGCCGUGCCAAUCCAAUAGGCGACGAAGACCAGAAAGUCAUGAUUCCAAGACGCUGCACUAUUGAUGAAAUCAGCUUUGCCGCGCAUGUGGACGGUGUUGAGAAUAGGAACUUUAUUGAGGAAGUGGGAGCUCCCGUCGUGAUCCUUGUGCACGGAGAAAAACAUCAAAUGAUGCGCCUCAAGUCUAAGCUACUUAGCUUAAAUGCCGACAAAACAGUUAAAGUGAAGGUUUACACGCCUGCCAACUGCGAUGAGAUUCGCAUCCCAUUCAGAAAAGAUAAGAUUGCAAAAGUCGUUGGCAAGCUUGCAGAAGACGCGCAGCCAACGGAACUAGACGAAAGCAAGCUCAUGGCCGGAGUCCUUGUGCAAAACGGAUUUGAUUUGUCUUUAAUGGCGCCAGAUGAUCUGCGCGAAUAUGCCGGUCUCACGACGACAACUAUCACUUGCAAACAACUUAUAACUUUGAGUUCUGCCAGUAUGGAGCUGAUCAAGUGGGCGUUGGAAAGUGCCUUUGGGAUUAUCGAGAAGAUCGGUUCCAACGGAGAGAACAAAACGGUCGAUGAACAGAAUGGGGACAACAACAAGACAUUGGAAGCGGCGGACGAAGAGAUUGAGUACGCGGAGAAUGAGAAGUAUCUGGUCAUGGGGAGCGUAAUUGUGAAGUAUAUCGCUCGCACACGCGAGGUUGAGCUGGAAUGGGAGGGCAACAUGAUGAAUGAUGGUGUUGCCGAUGCAGUCAUGGCAGUUCUCAUGACCGUUGAGAGCAGCCCUGCAUCCGUGAAACAAUCAUGCAAGAACAACCACCGCCACCACCAUGAUCAUAAAGAGGAAGAGGACGAGAAAGAUAUCCACUUACUGCCGUCUCCAGGCAGGGCCAGUUCUCAUGAACGCUUCGCUCAGCUUCUCAUGAUCCUUGAAGCCCAGUUUGGCGACACAAUGACACCAAUUGAGCGGCCGCGUCUAGCGUCCAAGGCACCAAUCCAGAACGGCACUACUGAAGAAGAUAAGAAUCCCGAAAGUGACGAAGAUGAACAACUUUCUGAGAAAGAACUCGCCCGUGCCGAAGCAGAUGAGGUUUCCAGACUACACGCACUUGGGAUCCCCUUUCCCGGCGUCGAAAUCAAGAUUGACAAACACGUUGCUCGUGUAUGGCUUGAAGAUCUUGAGGUCGAUUGUGCGUAUGCCGUGCUCAGAGACCGUGUUAGGGUUGUGCUCGAGCGGGCUGUUGAGACAGUCGCGAGUAUGUGGACUGAGGAAGUUGGAGGAUCUCGCGUACGAUCUGGACUUUAUAGGAGGGUGCAAGCAAGACAUGAGCUCCUCGGAUUCCGUCAGCUGUGCCCUGUCACCAUCAAGAUAGAUGCCGUAUUUCCUGCGAUGGAGCUGUCUUCCACGUUUGGUUGCAGCAAAGGCAGUGCGGGCAGAACAAACAAACCCCCACCAGCGUCCGCUCCCGCACAACAACCAACUUCCAAGUCUCCCCAAAUCCAAGAGGAAGCUGCAUCCUCCGCCAAUUCAAUCGCACACCACUCCCCAUCCCUCAUCAUGUCGCGCCAGGCUCGUGUAGAAGAGCUUUCCGACUCGGACCCAGAGGAGGUCGCCCCUUCCGACGGUGUCUUGCCCCGAGACCAUAUCAUUUCUCCGUCGAUAAUGCACCCUCCUCCGGGCAUGGCUCCUCCGCCGGGCAUGGCCUCACGACCGCCGCCUCGACCGCCGCAGGAGAUCCCCAAACAUUUCCACUGCUUAUACGCUGUCUACUUUGAUAGAUCCCGAUCUCGCGCAGAGGGAAGGCAGGUCUCGAGCAAGCUGGCCGUGGAAAACCCGCUUGCCAGGGAUGUGCUCGAUGCAUGCCAACAGUUGGGGCUGCGGAUUGGUUUUGAGCCGGAGAAACUGCACCCCAAGGAUUGGGCAAACCCAGGCCGUGUACGGGUCCUGCUCAAGGAUGAAGACGGGAACCUCUUGAAUCCUCGCGUCAAGAACAAGCACCAUCUACAGAUCCUAGUCGCACAAUAUCUACAAGCACAUCCAACCGACGAGAAAGCGCCAUUUCGACUUCGCAUCCAUGGCCUACCGAUGCCGGACAAGCUUCCCGAGGCCCCUGCAGCUCCUCGCGGCUGGAAGAUUGGAAAGAUAUUGCCUCUCCAUUCUCCUGCGUACUCAGGCGGCGGCGUGAGCGAGAACCCGUUCAAGGAAGCAAUGGCCGAAAUGGAAAAACUCGGUGGAAUGCCUGGGAUGCCCGGUCUUCCCGGGAUGCCCCCUGGCAUGAUGGGCAUGGGAGAGUCGUCUGGAGCCGGGGAGCCGAAGAAAAAGAAAGACAAGAAAAAGGCAAAGGCUUGA
Talaromyces atroroseus is the source of this 3588-nucleotide messenger RNA. RefSeq lists its product as hypothetical. Lineage: Eukaryota; Fungi; Ascomycota; Eurotiomycetes; Eurotiales; Trichocomaceae. Gene Ontology annotation, molecular function: 7S RNA binding; RNA endonuclease activity; 5'-3' exonuclease activity. The transcript has 8 exons. Gene Ontology annotation, biological process: mRNA 3'-end processing by stem-loop binding and cleavage; SRP-dependent cotranslational protein targeting to membrane. Bases 1 to 3588 code for a protein of 1195 amino acids. The record is from RefSeq and is a predicted model, not a curated record. Gene Ontology annotation, cellular component: mRNA cleavage and polyadenylation specificity factor complex; signal recognition particle.